Molecule: messenger RNA, 1579 nt
Organism: Colletotrichum acutatum
Lineage: Eukaryota; Fungi; Ascomycota; Sordariomycetes; Glomerellales; Glomerellaceae
Exons: 1
Coding region: 161-1321 (386 amino acids)
Source: RefSeq, a predicted model, not a curated record
CAUCAGUCGCUUCUUGGACUCCUUGGUCGAGAUUCAGACUUCUGUGUCAGCCGGGCUACCACCAUAUGCGGUUAAGAAAACACAAGAAGCAUUGCGAGGACUUGGAAAUACGGUCCCAAAGUCGAUACUCCUCCAGCAAAAGGGAGUCCUCACUGACUCUAUGCAGCUCUCGACGACCCAGAAAAUCUCAAACACUUGCCUGCUUGUCGUGAAGAAAUUACAGGCUCUUGCUGAGAGGGUCUGUGAGAUUGGUCACCAGCAUAUGACAAACACAAGCGCCGUUGACGCUUACAGCCUGCUUGGGGAAAGUCUUGCGAAAAAGGGUUACUUCCAAAGGCGAUUUCAACCCCCAACGAACAAGAAGAUUCACAACGAACAUCUUCAUUUGCGGAACAGAGAUAUGAUUUUUUGGCAGAAGCCGUCCAGGUCGGGCGAGAAGUCUUUCGACUGGAAAACACUCGACCGACUUAAAUACAUUGCCAGGUCGGCUGGACGAGAUGUCACAAAAUGCCUGAACUUGAGCAACUGCACAUCAGAAACCUACAACUACGCCCCCGAGAUCAUGACGCAUCCCAGGUACGAGCUGUUUUACUUCAUUGUCAACAACAUACCUAUGACUCAGCAAAGCCUUCUGCAAGCUCAAUGGGACUGGGGGUUACGCAAAGACGCCAUGGAAUCUCCUGGGGCCAAGCAGUCGCUGGACUACCCAGGAAGCCAUCGACGCUGCGUUCCCUGGAACUCAAGAUACAUCGACGAAGUGGCAGAAGAGUCUUGGGCUCACUUCUUUGGUGAGAAUCUCGAUGAGGAACUCGACCGCAUGCCCUUUGAUAUGCCGUCAUCAAAGGCAUUUGUGAGUAGGCUGCUGUAUGAGUGUCUCAGCGAAAAGGUAGUCAGUCUAUACAUGAUGUUCUGGUCGAAAGAUGAAGACCGGGACAAAAAGCCUCGACCACCUCAAUACGAGCGAAUGGUGCAAUGGCUGAUGGACUCUCUGAACCUGAAUCCACGCCCUAGCAAGGAAGAUCCGGAGUCCCAGGUCCACUCUGUUGAAGACACAUGGGCAGCCAGUUUCCUCAGAGCAUGGAGCGAUCUGAUGGAAAGACAUCGCUCAGGUUCCGUUGAUGACGUCGAGCCACCUGAGAGACAAGAAGCAUCGGAGAAGGGCUACUUGGCCGACGCAAAGGCAAAGUGGGCGCCCUUACUUGACCUGGUACGGGAGACCGAGGCGCACCUAUACCCUUUGGAGGAAUCAUUUCUAGAAGCGAAUCGACCGACGGACGAGUUGAGAAGUGAAGCUGUGUGGGAGGAUAUUGUUAUAGUUUGACGAGACCUGGUUUUCUCUUGUCCUCUCACAGCGGGUGUAAUGGGAACCCUUCGUCCAUGCGAGGAUGGAGGAAAGAUCACCUAGACGACAUAAAGGCCAAGGAGACCUCCUUGAUUAACGCGAUACAUCAGACUGAAAGCUUCAAGUCCCCAGGGAUUGGGUCCAGGCUGCUUAAACAGUCUAGAGGUAUUGUAGAGGCCCUUGCUUGAUCUUGUAUGUGAGAAUGAGCGUAUCGAAAGAAAUAUCAUAAUUACCUUG